Molecule: messenger RNA, 1008 nt
Organism: Mizuhopecten yessoensis (Yesso scallop)
Lineage: Eukaryota; Metazoa; Mollusca; Bivalvia; Pectinida; Pectinidae
Exons: 3
Coding region: 123-677 (184 amino acids)
Source: RefSeq, a predicted model, not a curated record
AUUACAGAAACGUUCACACAUACACCAACACACAAACAGAUAUCAACAAGCUAUAGCAGGACACAUACUGUAAAGAUCAAUUAACCCUGCCUAGAUUGUUACAGUUCAACGACAGGAACACUAUGCCAGAGGGACUACCGGACCAACUAUGGACCAAUUACGAGACAUUUGUCUUGAACAACAGAAGCGGUCUUUAUUUUGGUGCGGCAUUAUUUGCACUUGGAUUCACAACUGUCAUUAUCACAGGAUUUGUGUCCUUAUGCCGAAGGACUUGUUGUGGUAAAGCUAGUACUAAAAAGCUUUCUGAUAAUCCCAGAAAUUCUUUAGACAACCCACUCUACACCUACAUCUCGAGUCGAGAGUGCGUCACUUCCAGAGAACAGCUAGUCGCGGCUGAAGCCGGUUUUGAAGACGAUCAUCAGAUUGUUGAUACAUUAGAAUCCGCGGAACUAAAUGAAGAGCCGACAGUGAUAUACGAAAAUGAACAGUUUUUCCAUACAGCAAAACGAACAAAGUCUACUGAAGUGGAAAAUGUUAUACAUCCUGAAGAGGGAGGAAAAAGUCGAUCUAAAUACGCGUACUCGCAGGUUAUAAAACAGAGUACUGCAAAUGCUGAAGAAAAGAAGGGUAAAGGACAUGCAAGUGACAUUGACAAGAGGACCAAAGACAUAAAGUAGGAUGGAUAUUCCAAAGUGAUCAAGAAAAAAAUCCGCAAUUGGAACCAAACGAAUUCACAUAUAAACUUGAAGUAGAUGAUAUUCCCCAGGUUUCACAAAUGAACUUCGAAGAUAGAAAGACAAGUAAAACAACAGCUAGCAAACAGGACAAAAAAAGUCAUGUUAUAGAAAGUGGGGAUAUACAUACAGAUUUGCCAGCAGAUCACCAGGCAGCCGCCUUAUUUAACACAGUGAACGGAUAGUAUAACGAAGGGGAGUAUAUGAACGUUACAGCUCCCAGAAUUUCAUUCUUCGGGGACGAGUUUUACUUGGAUAUGACGCACAAAGAAAA